Messenger RNA from Exaiptasia diaphana, 3319 nucleotides. RefSeq names its product sodium/potassium-transporting ATPase subunit alpha-2. Bases 60 to 3158 code for a protein of 1032 amino acids. Gene Ontology annotation, biological process: intracellular potassium ion homeostasis; sodium ion export across plasma membrane; proton transmembrane transport. NCBI's taxonomy places the organism in Eukaryota, Metazoa, Cnidaria, Anthozoa, Actiniaria, Aiptasiidae. The record is from RefSeq and is a predicted model, not a curated record. The transcript has 24 exons. Gene Ontology annotation, cellular component: membrane. Gene Ontology annotation, molecular function: P-type sodium:potassium-exchanging transporter activity; ATP binding; ATP hydrolysis activity.
UUUCGUGACUUUACAGAUUCAACAGAAAGGUCCAGAAAGUUGUUAAUCGUCAGUUUGGUAUGGCCACAAAAGCUGUUAAUCUUGAAGACAUCGGAGUUGAAGCAGGUGAAUCAAGAAGGCAGAGUAAAGAUGUUACCCAGAAAGCAGGUCCGAAAAAGAAAACUAAAAAUCUCGAUGACUUGAAACAAGAACUGGAAGUGGAUUGGCACAUCUGUUCCACUGAGGAGAUCCUAAGUCGACUGGGUACUAGCAUAGCUAAAGGUAUUUCACAAAAAGAAGCAGAUUUUAGAUUGGAGAGAGAUGGACGUAACUGCCUCACUCCACCCCCAACUGUUCCAGAAUGGGUGAAGUUUUGUCGACUGCUAUUUGGUGGGUUCUCAUUAUUGCUAUGGUUUGGUGGAAUACUUUGUUUCAUCACCUAUAUCAUCAAAGUUUCCACGGAAGAAGAACCUUCUAAAGAUGAUUUGGCUCUUGGACUAACGCUUACCAUUGUUGUGAUUAUUACUGGGAUUUUUUCAUAUUAUCAGGAGUCCAAGAGUUCCAAGAUUAUGGAAAGUUUUAAGAACAUGGUUCCCCAGGAAGCAACGGUUUUGCGUGAUGGGACAAAAGUGAAGAAAAAUGCUGAGGAGGUUGUUGUAGGUGACAUCAUAUUUGUUGCGAUUGGAGACAGGGUUCCAGCAGAUAUCAGGAUUUUGGAGUCUAAGGGGUUCAAGGUUGAUAAUUCUUCGCUCACGGGAGAAUCGGAACCUCAAGCACGUACCCCUGAAUUCACCCAUGAAAAUCCACUAGAGACAAAAAAUCUGGCGUUCUUUUCGACAAACGCGGUUGAAGGCACCUGCACAGGUCUAGUCGUCCAGACAGGCGAUAACACCGUUAUGGGACGUAUAGCAAACCUGGCAAGUGGAUUGGAUACUGGAAAAACUCCAAUUGCUAUUGAAAUCGAGCAUUUCAUCCAUAUUGUCACCGGAGUUGCAGUCGUCUUGGGUUUGACUUUCUUUGCCAUUUCCCUUGGUUUACAAUACUCCUUGCUUGAAUCUGUUAUUUUCCUUAUUGGUAUCAUUGUAGCGAAUGUGCCUGAAGGUCUUUUAGCAACAGUAACGGUGUGUCUUACUUUAACUGCAAAGCGUAUGGCAUCCAAAAACUGUUUGGUAAAGAAUCUUGAAGCUGUGGAAACCCUUGGCAGCACUUCUACCAUUUGUUCAGACAAAACUGGUACACUUACCCAAAACAGGAUGACUGUUGCGCACAUGUGGUUUGAUGAUAAAAUUGUCGAGGCUGACACAACUGAAGAUCAAAGCGGAGAGACAAUGGUUCAGUCAGACACCUGGAAUGCACUUGGCCGCAUUGCGGGGUUGUGUAACAGAGCAGAAUUCGUUCCUGGAACAGAAAAUAUGCCAGUCCUUAGGAGAGACACUAUGGGAGGCAACGCAUCUGAAGCAGCACUUUUAAAGUGCGUUGAGCUUCAAGUUGGUAACGUAAAGAACAUGAGAGAGAACUACCCUAUGGUAGCUGAGAUUCCUUUCAACUCGUCCAAUAAAUACCAUGUAUCAAUUCAUGAAAUGGAAGACCCAAAUAAACCUGAUUGCAGUCAUGUACUGCUGUUAAAAGGAGCGCCUGAACGUGUUCUUGAACGAUGUUCUUCGAUUUUGAUACAAGGGCAAGAAGUACAUCUUGGUGAGGAUAUGAGAGAAGCUUUCGAACUAGCGUAUCUAAACCUUGGAGGUAUGGGCGAACGUGUUCUUGGGUUUGGUCAAUUCUAUUUAAAUAAGGAACAAUACCCACCGGGAUUUGAAUUUAUUACUGACGAGCCGGUGAAUUUUCCCCUAACUGGACUAUGUUUUGUUGGACUGAUGUCGAUGAUUGAUCCUCCACGAGCUGCUGUUCCUGAUGCUGUUAGUAAAUGCCGCAGUGCUGGUAUCAAAGUUAUCAUGGUUACUGGGGAUCAUCCAAUCACAGCCAAGGCUAUUGCACAAGGAGUUGGGAUCAUUUCAGAAGGAAGUGAAACGGUUGAAGACAUCUCUAAUAGACUUAAGAUUCCUGUUGAACAAGUGAAUCCUAGAGAUGCUAAGGCAAUUGUUGUCCAUGGUGGCGAUCUUAAGAAUGUUGAGAAACAAGAACUUGAUGACAUACUGAAAAACCACACAGAGAUUGUAUUUGCGCGUACCUCACCUCAGCAGAAGUUGAUUAUCGUUGAAGGCUGUCAGCGUAAUGGUGCUAUCGUGGCAGUAACUGGUGAUGGUGUCAAUGAUUCUCCUGCUUUGAAGAAAGCUGACAUCGGUGUUGCUAUGGGAAUCGCUGGCUCUGAUGUGUCUAAACAAGCUGCUGACAUGAUUCUUUUGGAUGACAACUUUGCUUCCAUUGUCACUGGGGUGGAGGAAGGUCGACUUAUCUUUGACAAUUUAAAGAAGUCUAUUGCAUAUACAUUGACGAGUAACAUCCCCGAGAUUACUCCAUUCUUAAUGUUUAUCCUCGUUGGUAUUCCUCAGCCACUGGGUACAGUUACAAUCUUGUGUAUUGAUCUCGGAACUGACAUGGUUCCUGCUAUUUCACUCGCUUAUGAAGCUCCAGAAAGUGACAUUAUGAAGCGAUUCCCAAGAGACCCCAAGAAAGAUAAACUCGUUAAUGAAAGACUGAUUGCAAUGACAUAUGGACAAAUUGGAUUCAUCCAGGCACUUGCUGGGUUCUUCACAUACUUCGUUAUCAUGGGAGAGAAUGGUUUCUUCCCAUCAAGACUGUUUUUUACGCGAAUCGAAUGGCAGGACAAGUCGAAUAACAAUAUGUUAGACAGCUAUGGCCAGGAAUGGGGAUACCACCAGAGGAAAAUCCUGGAGUACACAUGCCAUACAGCGUUCUUUAUCAGUAUUGUGGUAGUACAAUGGGCUGACUUAAUCAUCUGCAAAACUAGGAAAAAUUCGAUUUUUACCCAGAAAAUGACGAACAAUACACUGAACUUCGCUUUGUUGUUUGAAACACUCCUUGCUGUUAUGUUAUCCUAUACUCCAGGAUUAUCAGAGGGUCUUAGUAUGUAUCCACUGAAUGCAAGCUGGUGGUUCCCAGCCUUUCCUUUCAGUCUUCUAAUUUUCAUUUAUGACGAGUGUCGUCGUCUCAUAAUCAGGAAGUACCCUGGAUGUUGGUUAGAAAACGAGACCUAUUAUUGACAUCAAACCAAAGCCUUUCAAUUACAUGUAAUGACUUUUUAUUAUUUUCAAAAUGUGCAAAAUCUUUUAAAGUUCCAAAAUAUGGUUUGUACAUCUUUCUCUUUAAAAAAAUACCUUCAUAUUUAUUAUGAAAACAAACUUUAAUAAAUAACUGAAACUAA